CAGCGACUGUUUUGUGCUAACACCCGUCAUCGAAACUCGACUAUUUGUGGUUUCAGCGGGAUAUUUGCGUGGGGGAAUUAACGGUGGUUUCCGCGCCGAGACCUCCAUGCGGCUGUUGGCGGAACAGCCAGCCGCCUCUCUCGGUUAGCCAUCAGGGAUCUCGGUUUAAUAUCUCACCGUGCAGAGACUCGCCCUCUCUCACCCCCUCUCUCUCUCAGUGACUAGCCCAGAACCACCGACGACCGAGCUCGGGAGAACCCGCCUUCUUGUUCUCGCUUAUGCGCUUUUUGGAUCGAGGGAAGCGAGUCUGCAACGCCCUGGGUUUAGUUUUAAGCUCCGUAUUUGAGUGUUUGCAGUGCGCCAUUGGACCUUGUCACGAUACAAGACAGUACACUCACAAAUGAAUGGGGAAAUGGAGGCAACCACCCAAGACCAAGGUGGGGUUUUGACAUUGUGGGCUCAGGAUGACCUUUUAAAACUGCUGGAGGCCAUGAAAAUGGCUCUGCCCCAGAAGGACCUGACUAAAUACAAAACAUCAGAGUCCCACCUCGACUGGCAGAAGGUGGCCUUCAACUCCUACACAGCAGAGAUGUGUAAGCAGAAGUGGCAGGAGGUCUCUAAAGAGAUUCGUAAAUUCCGGACUCUAACAGAGCUGAUAUUUGAUGCCCAAGAAUACAUCAAGAACCCUUACAAGGGCAAAAAGAUAAAGAAACACCCAGAUUUUCCCAAGAAGCCCUUGACUCCAUACUUCCGCUUCUUCAUGGAAAAGAGGGCCAAAUACGCAAAGUUGCACCCUGAGAUGAGCAACCUAGACCUAACUAAGAUCCUCUCCAAGAAGUACAGAGAGCUGCCUGACAAAAAGAAGAAAAAGUACGUUGAGGACUUCUUAAGAGACAAAGAAACAUUUGUGCACAGCAUGAUGAAGUUUAGAGAACUGCACCCAGACCUUAUGGAGAGCAUGACCAAGAAGGGUUCAAAUGUGCCAGAGAAGCCCAAGACCCCCCAACAGCUGUGGUACAACCAUGAAAAGAAGGCAGUCCUCAAGACACGCCCAGAUGCGACCACCAAAGACAUUAAGGACAGUCUUGGCAAGCAGUGGACACAGCUGUCUGACAAGAAGAGACUCAAAUGGAUCGCCAAGUCCCUGGAGCAGCAGAAGCUAUACGAGGAGACGAUGCGUGAGUACAUCCAGCAGCACCCAGAGUUAAACAUGACACAGGGAGACAUCGUCAAGUCCACCCUGACUAAGGCUGAGAGACACCUGAAGGACAAAUCUGACGGCCGACCUGACAAACCCCCUCCAAAUGGCUACUCGAUGUUCUGCGCGGAGCUGAUGUCCAGCAUGAAAGAUGUUCCCAGCACAGAGCGUAUGGUGAUGUGCAGCCAGCGGUGGAAGCUGCUGAAACAGGGUGAGAAGGACGCUUACCAGAGACGCUGUGAACAGAGGAAGAAAGAGUUCGAAAUCGAGAUGAACAGAUUUCUCAGUUCUUUAUCAGAGGAGGAGCAGCAGCGGGUUUUGUCUGAGGAUAAAAUGGGUUUUAAGAAGGGUGGAGCCAACAGUCCUGCUGCCAAAAAGAAGGCCUCUAAAGCAAAGGCCAAUCCAGAAAAACCCAAAAGGCCGAUUUCAGCCAUGUUCAUCUUCUCUGAGGAGAAGCGCCCAAAGCUGCAGCAGGAGCGGCCGGACCUUUCUGACAGUGAGCUCACGAGACUCCUGGCUCGCAUGUGGAACGAGCUGCCGGACAAGAAGAAGGAAAAGUAUAAACGCCUAGAAACAGUCCUGAAGGCAGAGUCCGUGAAGAAGGAGAAGGAGGAUCGCAGUCUGCCCGACCCGCCCAAGACUGCACAGGACAUCUGGCAGCAGAGUGUCAUCGGAGACUACCUGGCCAGAUUUAAGAGUGACCGGCCAAAGGCUCAGAAAGCAAUGGAAGCAACCUGGAGCACCAUGGAGAAAAAGGAGAAAAUCAUGUGGAUCAAAAAGGCAGCAGAGGACCAGAAAAGAUACGAGAGAGACCUGUGUGAGAUGCGCUCACCUGCUGCUGCCAUCGCCUCAGGGAAGAAGAUGAAGUUUGAGGGUGAACCGAAGAAACCGCCAUCAAAUGGAUAUCAGAAGUUCUCUCAGGAGAUGCUGUCCAACGGAGAGCUGAAUCACCUCCCGAUGAAAGAGCGAAUGACUGAGAUCGGCAGCCGCUGGCAGAGGUUACCACUGAAGGACAAGGACCGCUACAAGAAGAUUGCAGAGGAGAAGCAGAGGCAGUACAAAGUCCAGCUGGAACAGUGGCUCGCUAGCUUGUCUUCACAAGAGAGGAACACGUACAAAGAGUACAACUCACAAAAAAGGAGAACCACAGCCAAGCCAGGGGGCCCAAAGGCAAAGGCCAAAAAAUCUGACACGGAGGAGGAGGAGGACGACGAGGAUGAGCGGGAGAAGGCUUCCUCUGAGGGAGACUCAUCCAGCGACGACGAGGAGGAGGAUGAUGACGAUGAGGAUAAGGAGGAUGAUGAGGAAGACGACGAGGAUGAUGAUGACGACGACGAGGAUGAUGACGAUGAGGCAGAAGACAAGGAAAACAAGUCUGAGGACAGCAGCAGCGAAUCAAAUUCACAGGGGUCAUCAGACUCUGAUUCGGACUGAAACGAACCGACGACGUCUUCUCGCGAGACAAACUGAGCAGCGCUGAGCUGAGCCAAGAGUCAAGGGAGCUCUGCCACUGUGCCAACCCUGCUCUCCUCCCACCACCAGAGGGAGCCCCCGCAUCGCCUCAUCCACUUCACACUCACCCACUUUAUGUUGCUGCGUUUCGGUGAUCUACUCAUGGAGGGACCCUGCCCUCGCGUCCAAAAUACGUUCUCACUCCCUCCCAGCGUGACGUCAUCUCACGGCACAGGCCGCUGACAUUAUGCCAAAAACAGCAUCCCACUGGUCUGGUGAUGUCAUGAACAUUUAUGGUUUCAAUCUUGACUCAUAGGUUCAAUUGUUUAAGGUUAGAGUUUUAAUAUCGAAGGUUUAUUUUAUUAUUCUGGUAGUUGGCUGAAGACAGCUGGCAUGGGUUGUGAACAGGCUUCAUAGAGCCAAAGAACAUUGUAGUGCGGUGGAUUGUGAGGAGAGGGAGGGGAGGGGGGGUGUAGGGUACCGAAAUAUUGCACUCUUCAGAAUGUUUCCUUUAAUUUUUUUUUUUCCAGAACAUUGUUGUGUUGUUCUCUAUUCUCAAUUUAUGAUGUAGAUUUUAUCAUUUGGUUCUUAAAGAGGUGGUAUUUUUUCAGGAAAAAAAUCAAGCCAUUAUGAAUGUCUUUAUGUUGCUGGAACAUUUUUCAGAACCUGUUACCUACCCAUGUUCUCAUUUAAAAUAUGCCAGAGCCUGUAUAAAGUGUUCACCCCCUAUUCUGACUUUUUUUCCAUUUUUUAUUGUUUUACAACUCUGAACCAACAGAGGAUGCUUUGAUACUCAAGAGAAGUGUACUCUUUCUAUUUAAGUAAAUAUGUACUUGCUAAAAUAAGAGAAAGUGACCAAAAACAAGUGUGGCUGACAUUUUAACAAAAAAACCCACUUUUCCCAUAAUGUCACAGGAAAAACAAAUCUCUGCAGAUGUAUCUAAAGUAAGUGAGUUAAAAACAACAAUUGAUUACAUGUUUUUUCACCCUUCAGGAGGAUUUGUCUUCAUCUGCAUUUCCUCCUGUACGGUUCCUUUCUGUCCAAUCGAAGGUUUAAAGUGGCUGUUAGCAGCAGAUUCCACAAAUUUACUAUUUGAUGAAUGCGUUUCUUGCACUAACACAGCCUGCUUUAAGCAGAUUAACAGCUGUGCCAUAUUCUUUACAUUUAUUUCUUAGCGAUUGACCUUAUACUGCAGGCUAUUCUGUGCCUUGAAAAUAUUCUUGUAAAUCCAUGAAUCCCUUUUGAAAGGUAGUUUUCAGUAAAAUGCAUUUUCACUUAUCUAUGAUGUAGUUAAUAAUGAUACAAAACAAGCCGUUGGUGCUGCAAGAUGCAGACUUUUAUGAUCUCAGUUGAAUAUAUAAAAACAAAUUUGUCUGCCCACUCAAUACGUAUGCAAUUAAUUAUUUUAUCUCACAACUCAAUUUUGAUCCAUUUGUGAAGAUUGGUUUUCCUGAGGAGUGUCAAAAAAGCCUGAUAAUACUUCAGAGAUGCAAAACAACAAAAAAAGUUUCAAGAAGGUGAAUAUCUUAUAUAGUUGCUGUAGGACUCCUUGUCAUUGUUUUACACAUUAAUCCAUCAGUCUGAAACAAUUCUGUUUGGCUCAGUCCAUUCUGGCCUGACCGUAAUAAACAGUGUUUAUUGUGUGAGCAGAGCAGCUCUUCAUCGAAGGGAUAACACUUGUUUUCCUCAUGUAGAGCCCGAUCUUACUCUGUGUUUUUAAAGAAUACGUCAUACAGUUUCUUCUCUGUACCGUUGUUUUUUACGUUUGCGGUUUAUAUGAAUUGUUAAUAUUAAUUGUGAGCAGUUGUGUUCUGAUCCAUCUCGAAUCAUUUUGUGGAUGAAUGGUUUUCAUCUAUUUUUAUUUUCAAAGGUAUUGACUGUAAUCCAUAUGGGUCUUAGUCUGAUGCUUAAUCCCAAAAAAGUGUGCACUUAAUGUAAAUCUGUCCCUCAGUGUGAGUUUGUGUGCAUGCAUGCACAGAACUGUGUAUAUAUGAGGGUGUGAGUGUGUUUCUUUGCUUUAAUGUGUGCCGUUUUUACUGUUUUGUUGCAUACCAUGAUGAGACUGCGGCAGCGUGCAUGUUUGUGCCUGUGUGGGGACGUCAUACCAACACCAUGAAUGUAGAUAUUGUUAAAUCUUUUAAUUUUUUUUUUCCAAAGUUCUUUCAGUAAUUUUUCUGCUCUGCGAUGUUGUGUCAUUAGUUACCUGAAGACAGACUGAUGACAAGACUUCCAUGACUGUCUUUUUGGGUCCACAGACAGAAGAAUACAUGGCAACUGUUAAUAAUCAGACUGAUUUUUGAUCUUUAUGAAUUUCAUCGCUGUCUGAAACAAAACAAACGUGGACUAUUUAAAUAAUUUGGGGCUGGAAUAAGAAAAGUGAUUGCUGAUAUGGAUUGAUUUAUAAAAGGGAUUUGGGGAGCUGAGUUGCCAGAUGAAUUGGGGUAUAAAAAAAUUGCAAUUUUUCCUGUAAAUACUGUUUUUGUAUUGAGUGCUUAUUGUUUUGUUAGUGCUUUAAUUUGGCAAACCCUCAUCUGUGACUUCUGAAGCCAGUGAGUUUUUCACUCACGGGGGAGAGUUUUUGGUUUAAUUCACCUCUUUUAGUCGUUUCUUCUCUCCCUUCUGUUGGUUUAUAGAGAUAUCUAAGACGGCAAAGCUUUACAAGUUUGUACUGCUGAUCAUUUGACAAAAUGUUGAUGUUUUCUAUAGCUGAGGGUGUUCUUAUGUCCUUGUAGUUCAAGUAUUUGGGCAAAUAAAAAAUGAUCUUUAA
Centropristis striata (black sea bass) is the source of this 5418-nucleotide messenger RNA. RefSeq names its product upstream binding transcription factor (gene ubtf). The transcript is spliced from 21 exons. NCBI's taxonomy places the organism in Eukaryota, Metazoa, Chordata, Actinopteri, Perciformes, Serranidae. The record is from RefSeq and is a predicted model, not a curated record. Bases 401 to 2632 code for a protein of 743 amino acids.